Paramacrobiotus metropolitanus is the source of this 3031-nucleotide messenger RNA. RefSeq names its product lysine-specific histone demethylase 1A-like. Lineage: Eukaryota; Metazoa; Tardigrada; Eutardigrada; Parachela; Macrobiotidae. The record is from RefSeq and is a predicted model, not a curated record. The coding region runs from base 247 to 2721 and encodes 824 amino acids. The transcript is spliced from 5 exons. Gene Ontology annotation, molecular function: protein binding; oxidoreductase activity.
AAAUUCGAAUUGUUUUUCGAAUAGUGUUCUUGCAGUUGUGUUUUUAUAAUUUGGAGAAGUCGAAGUUGCCACAAUUUUUUAUUUGAAGCUUAAUGUGUGUGUUAGCUUUAUGUGAACGGUUGCAGAUUUUUUGAUAAUGGAAUCUGAUAGAGGGGCAUAGUUUGCUGUCUGUUUGCUGCGAAGGUUAUGCGAAGAACAUUCAUUGUUAUUGAAUUAUUUAACUACGCUGUGCGAGCAUAUCUGUAGAUGAAUAACGCCAUAGCAGAAGAGAAGAAAGCGAAAAGCAUGACACCCACUCCGGAAUCGUCUUCUGUUGUUGCUCCUGCCAGCGCAGCUACAGAACCGGGACCCAGCGAAUCAGCCAAGCCCGCCGCAGUGGAUAAUGCAGCUACAGCCACAACAACCUCCGUCAAACCUUCCGCUAAGCGAAGCGAAACAGACUCCACCAGCCGCACCGACGAAGGUUGGAAGACUCGCCGUUUAUCCGCUGAUUUCCGCACCAAAUACCCGGAUCGUAAAUAUCCUGAUGUGAAAGCGCCAUCACCCACGACGACCGGGACAGCCCCGAUCGCGUCGUCCGCCGAGCGCUACCAGAAUGCCGUGAAUAUUCUUAAGGAUCUGGAGAGCGAGCAGACGGAGACAGUGCUUCCCGUGGCGGAUACGCCCGAGUACGCGGCCGUCCUCAGCCGGAUGGAUCCGGCCAAGAUGAGCCCGCGGGAGUGUAAGGCCUUCCCCGAGGUGCAGCCGUCGGAUGCGGAGGCGGUGCAGCAUUAUCUGCAGCUGCGCAAUGCGGUGCUGCAAGUGUGGCAUCAGAAUUCCAAACGUCUCCUGGAACCGGAUUUCGUGCUGGAGCAACUGGUGAAACUGGAGGAAUACGCGUCAAAGAAGGAUGACGAAGAGUGGAGGCACCGUGUGGAGAAUAUACUAGUGCUGUUGGACCGGAUGUGCGUGAUCAACUAUGGCUUGGUUAGGCCUGUUAUCAUGAACAAAUACCGCAAACAAGCCAACUACGGGCAUGCUGUCGUCGUGGUGGGUGCCGGGAUCGCGGGACUGACAGCCGCCCGUAAGCUGAAGCAGUGGGGCUUCGAUGUCGUCGUACUGGAGGGACGCUCACGAGCUGGCGGACGGGUGCACACGUGGACGGCCUCCAAGGUCCGUCCCGAGCCGCGAGCGGAAAUGGGAGCGAUGAUCAUCACGGGUUUGGAAGGCAAUCCGCUUUACACCAUGUUACAUCAGCAGAUGGGACUGGAAUUGGAACGAAUCGGCCCCAGAUGCCCCCUUUUUAACAGCCAGGGCAAUCCUGUACCAAAGUUCACAGACGAAGUAUUGGAAGUGGAGUUCAACACUCUUCUUUCCGCUGCAUCCAAGAACGGCCGAGCUGCUCCUCCCGGCAGUCUAAAGAUCCCCCCAAGUCUCGGCGAAAGUCUAACUCUAAUGCUAAAACGCGAAGAGCUCGACUGCCUGCGUCGCGCACGUGAAUACAAGGAAAAUCAGAUAGAUAUUAUCAAGACGCUCAAGAUGCUCUACCGCGAUCGAAAGACCUUGACGGCCAAACUGACCACCGACAAGGAGAAGUACAUGAAGGCCAAGGUGGCCAUGACCGCUCUUAACAACAGCGAAACACAGUGGGCUUACCGGACUUCACAGUCGGACAUGUUGAUCACCGCCGACAAACUGGCCGAUCUCAAUGAGAAGCUGAAAAUGCUGGACAGCAAGAUCAAGUUAGCCGUCAAAAAUCAGCCGCCGACGCGCUAUCUGGAUACCGAAGGUCGCGCCAUCAUCGGAUGGCAUGAAGCUAAUUUGGAAUUCGCCAAUGCCAAUCAUUUGGACUGUUUGUCGUUACAGCACUGGGAUCAAGACGAUGAAUAUGAACUACCGGGUGGACAUUUCAGCGUGCCGGCGGGGCUAUCUCACCUCGUGGAUGCUCUGUGUAACGGUCUGCAGGUGUCGUACGACUGCAGUGUGUGCUCCAUUGAAGUGGAGAACGGAAAGGGUCGCGUGAGCUAUUUCCAUCAUUGCCAGAAAAUGGUGAGAGACAGCGUAUCCGCCGUGCUCUGCACGGUCCCUCUGGGUGUUCUAAAGCGCUCCAUGGCCAACACCACGGAACCGAUUGGACGUUUAAAAGGCGUGGUGCAUUUCCUGCCAUCCUUACCCGAUGAGAAGAUCCGGGCGAUUGAGUCCAUGGGCUACGGCGUACUGAACAAAGUCAUCCUGACGUACAAGACCAAAUUCUGGCAGACCAAACGCGCCCUCUUCGGCUUCGUCAACGAGGAUGUGCAGCGGCGCGGGGAGUUCUUCCUCUUCUGGUCGUUGUACGAUCAUCCCACCCUGGUGGUGCUGAUUGCCGGGGAAGCGGCCGUUGCCCUGCAGGAGCGCUGCAGUAAGGAGGAAGUGGUGGCAGCUUGUCAAGCGACGUUGAAGAAGAUCUUCGGGGAUGACAUUGAGGAGCCGGUCGAAUCGGUGGUGACGAAAUGGGGCGAGGAUCUGUGGAGUUGUGGAUCGUAUAGUAGUGUCGGGCCCGGCGCGUCGGGUGCGAAUUACGAUGUGUUGGCGGAACCGUUGCCCAAUGAGGAGGAGCCGGUGGUGUUCUUUGCCGGGGAGCAUACGAUCCGAAACUAUCCCGCUACGGUGCAUGGCGCCGUUUUGAGUGGGCUGCGAGAGGCGACGAGGAUUGCCGAUACGCUGGAUAAAUUGUGGUACAUGGAGGAUGCAGCGUCGUAGAUCUCGCUGUUGCUUUUUUUGUUGAAUAUGUUUUAGCAGCGUUGCUUUAACCAUGUUUUGUUACGUAUUGGUAUUUGUUGUAGUAUUUGUGGUUUUUUUCCUUUGGUAACUAUAAUUCAACAUGACACAUUAUCAUGUGCCCUUGUACGGAUUACAGUUAAUUUGCAUGAAUCGAAAACUCAUGGAAUAUCAUUUUGAUAGUGCACAAUAUUAUUUGUAGUGCACAGCUGCAAAUAACCCGUACCAGUUCUGCAUUGAUAUUUGGAGGGAGCAAUGUGGGAUCCUAUCGAUCUAUCGUAUUAAAAGUUUA